CUCAGCACCAAUGACGUCGUGACAAUAGCCCCGCCCCCGUCAGAGCCUUUUGUAAAGGGUCACGUUGCGCUGCAGCACUGAAACAGAAGACUCUCCCUCAUCCGCUCACCUGCUCUCACGAACCGAGACACCAACCACAAGCCACCAUGACUCACCAGUAUCCCGCACUGACUCCUGAGCAGAAGAAGGAGCUGCAGGAUAUUGCUCUGCGGAUAGUAGCUCCUGGGAAGGGCAUCCUUGCAGCCGAUGAAUCCACUGGUAGCAUGGCAAAGCGUUUCAACCCCAUCGGGGUGGAGAACACGGAGGAGAACAGACGUCGCUACCGCCAGCUGCUUUUCACAGCCGAUCAGCGCAUGGACAGCUCUAUCGGAGGCGUCAUCUUCUUCCACGAAACACUCUACCAGAACACAGACGAUGGCGUUUGCUUCUCCAAGCUCAUACAGGACCGUGGCAUUGUUGUUGGCAUCAAGGUGGACAAAGGUGUUGUACCUCUGGCUGGAACAAAUGGAGAGACCACCACUCAGGGUCUGGAUGGGCUGUCUGAGCGUUGUGCACAGUACAAGAAGGAUGGUGCAGACUUCGCCAAGUGGCGCUGUGUGCUGAAGAUCAGUGACACCACACCAUCUGAGCUGGCCAUCUUUGAGAAUGCUAAUGUGCUGGCACGAUAUGCUAGCAUCUGCCAGCAGAAUGGUAUUGUUCCUAUUGUGGAGCCAGAAAUUCUUCCUGAUGGAGACCAUGACCUGAAACGCUGCCAGUAUGUCACCGAGAAGGUGUUAGCUGCUGUGUACAAGUCUCUGUCAGACCACCAUGUAUACCUGGAGGGGACACUGCUGAAACCCAACAUGGUCACAGCUGGACACUCCUGCCCCACUAAGUACAGCAGUGAGGAAAUUGCCAUGGCAACUGUCACUGCUCUCCGCCGCACUGUGCCUCCUGCCGUUACAGGAGUAACCUUCUUGUCAGGUGGCCAGUCUGAAGAGGAGGCCAGCAUGAACCUUAAUGCAAUCAACAACUGUCCACUUGCUAAGCCCUGGGCUCUGACCUUCUCCUAUGGCCGUGCCCUGCAGGCCUCUGCACUGAAUGCAUGGAGAGGUGAAGUUAAUAACGAGAAGGCUGCCACUGAGGAGUUCCUUAAGCGUGCUCAGGCAAAUGGACUGGCCGCUCUUGGCAAGUAUGAGUCUAGUGGGACUGGUGGUGCUGCAGGACAGUCCCUCUAUGUGGCCAACCACGCCUACUGAACAUCAACCUGCUGUGGAAGAGUUCUAGUCUUAUAUUUGCUCUGCUAUUUCCCCUCACACCUCCAUAAAUCAAAGGCCUGCGCUGUCUACUGUACUUUAGAGUUGUCAGUUAUUAAAGUUACAUUAUUAAAUGUCUGUAUGUAAAUCAUAAUAUAAAAAGGCAAGAGCAAAGGGAGCAGAUGUUUUCGUCUAUUUGAUCAAAGUUUUGAGACAUUUUAUGACUGAAUUUAACACUUAUUAAUGUCUUGCUGUCUAUUGCAGUAACACUGGGACCAGAGAUAGAAAGUAGGCAGCAAAAUGUUAACAGUAGGUCAGAUAAUCAGUCAGUAUUCAGGUCAUUCCUCUAUUGCUUUCUUUUACCUAAUUACAAACCAUGAACCACUCUGGAGAGUCAGCUUGUGUGUAUCAGUGUUUUUGUCCUAUUUGAACAAAUACAGCUAUAUUGUGUAGAACACACUAACACUCCGUUAACAAAUAAUAAAUAAAACACACCAUCAUUGAUACAUGUGGACAAAAAGACAGUGGAGAGACAGUUAUUUGGUUGGUUUUUUUUUUAAAGAACUGAGACUGGGAGUGUUUGUUGUACUUGUAGACAGCUGUAGCUCUAGCAAAAGGUCAGUAGGUGCACUUUAACAAGACAGUACACAGCAGAGAGCCAUCAUACAUUUCAGCCUCAGCCUUUAGUUCACAGUUUUUUAAUCACCAUUAAACCAAUGUAAAAUCACAUCCUGUCUAUUCUGAGUAUAACCUUAGCUUUGAAUUGCAUACUGCAAUUAAUGUAUUCAGUUGUGUGAAAGUGUCAAUAUUAUGUGGUACUUGUGUGUCACCCUCCAUCCCCCUCUGAUUCCCUCUGCGGGCUGGCGGAAAGACAACAAUGGUUUCUGGUGACCUAAACAUAAAGUGGACCAAGUUGUGGGCUCAGCAGCAGGGAAACAGUCACUGCUGUGUUCAAAUACUGUAAUGUUUGUGAUGUUACUGUUGUUCUUGGAGCACUUGGUGUGUCAAAUAGUGGAGAAUUAUAAACUAAAAAAUUAAAUCUAAAAUGUAUUAAC
Messenger RNA from Cynoglossus semilaevis (tongue sole), 2290 nucleotides. It is a transcript of the gene aldocb, whose product is annotated as aldolase C, fructose-bisphosphate, b. Gene Ontology annotation, molecular function: fructose-bisphosphate aldolase activity. The transcript has 9 exons. The record is from RefSeq and is a predicted model, not a curated record. The coding region runs from base 147 to 1238 and encodes 363 amino acids. Lineage: Eukaryota; Metazoa; Chordata; Actinopteri; Pleuronectiformes; Cynoglossidae. Gene Ontology annotation, biological process: glycolytic process.